CAGGAUAGUUUUACCCUAAUGAGAUGCCGCAGUAACAUUACAUUGUUACAUAUAUGUGAUAUAUGGCAUCUAUGUUACAAAAGUAUACAGUGGAACCUCAAUUAUUAAUUGACGAAAAUCGAAAUAUACUAAAACCGAGACAUUUUUCCUGGUUAGCUGUUUAGCUCGCUAGCUUGUUAGCUAGCAGCCGUCUCAAGUCGCUGUUCUCCAAUAUGGCGUAAACAAUGAAUGUACAGGAGUAUAAAGACGUCUACAGGUUCUCUUCUUCAAGACUUAAAGCAGCACUUGCAGAGGUCCUCACCAAGUAUUUGCCAUCUGAUGUUAUGGACAUACAGAGGAUGUGAGCUGUGUGUCCGACAUGGCGAUCCUCCGUACCUUUCCUACCACCGGGUAUGACGCUCAGCUUUUUACCGCUCUCAACAUCCCCUGAAGAAACAAGACGACUACUGUGAGACUGCGAGGUUUUCCUUGAAGCCUUAUGCCUCCUAAGAGAGAAGCCGGAGCGUCUCCAUCUCAACCGCCGGUAAAGAUGCUAAAGAUCAACACGGUCCCACAGGAGGCUGGUCCAAUGGAAGACAAGUUCGGCUUGGCCGACGAGUCCACUUACUCCCCCUUUCUCAGCACCGAGGAAUUUGAAGAGAUCGAAGUCGGUACUAGUCCAGGCAUCCGAACCGACACCAUCAGCCUGCUGAUGAAGAUAGAGCAGCUGCAGGCCCAGCUCAAGUAUGAACGCAGAUGUCGAGUUUUGGCAGAGAGAGAGCUGCGGGAGCUGAAAGAGAUGAACACGCUCAUGAUGCAAAUGAGACACACGGCUCACGAACUGCGAGCCACUCUGGAUCACGUCCUCCAAGGCGGUGACCCGGUGAUGGCGGCGCACAACUCUCAGGACGAAGCCAUGUCUUUCCUGGCGGAGCACGAAGCCGGCAUGGUGUCAGACAUAACGGAGGAUAACCACGACGUGCUGUACCUCGCCGAGAACCUCAGAGUUCCACGGAAUCUUUACGAACGCGUCGCCGAAAUCGCAGACUACAAGAAGUACACCUCGGCGCUGCUCAUGAUGCUUUUCGACAGAGAGACCCUGGCCACGCACUCUCUGCAGGGACGUAGGAACACCAUCACUGGGGAGGACUGCCACAAACCUCAGCUGCCACCUGACAUCCUCCGAAGCAUCAUAGAUCACGUGGCGUUGAAAUUCGGCGUGGACAGCAGCCAGAUCAAAACGGCCAUCCGGACCAAGCUAAACAACGAGGACAAACUGUUGAAGAAGAGACUGGGUUUGGUAAAAGGAGAACACAAAGCGAGCGUAGAUGCGUCGCUGCUCGGCGACAACGCAUCGAUAUGAUGCCGGUCGGUAGUCUUCCUCUGCCUUCAUCCUGUCUGUCUGCUCUCGUAUGUAUGUAUGUAUGUAUGUGUGUGUGUGUGUGUGUGUGUGUGUUUGUGUGCGUGUGUGCUGUACUGUAACAGUGUGACGAGGCACCUCUGCUAAUCUUGAUGAUUCACUAGUGACGUUUAGUGCUUGCAUUAGGUCAUUUUCUAACUUUUAUAGGAUUAAAUAGAGUUUUUAGAAAGUGUUACGUGACAAAAAGAUCAACACAUAACGUGCAUGUGUGUGAUAUUGAGGUAGGGGGCGAUCAACAAGUGUUCUUAUUUGAGGCUUUUCCACGUUGUGAGCCGACAAGGGCACUAUGGACUUGAACGGAUGUCCAGCCCAACAUGGCUGACGUUCACCUCCUCACACGUCUUUUGUCCCAGCGAGACCCCACCUGGUAGCUGGGGACAAAUAUUAAAGGCACCUUUUUUUCACUUUAACGUGAUAGUUUUUAGGUGGAGCUUCACCGUUUGACUCCUUGGCCGCAUCAUUAGGUACGACUGUGCGAUAUAACAGUACCUUCUUUUACGAAAAGCAUCAUGCAUCCCAUGAAAAUACAACCUUGGAUCGGUGGAACUGUAAUGGACCAAGUUGGCCACUAGGUAGCGCUAUAACACUAUCCAUGCCCAUACGGUGUACCUAAUGUCUGUAAUGGCUGCUGUGUGUAUGUGCACAUAAACAAUAUCUGUUUGUCGUUGUCGUUGUGAUUCACUACAUAUGUGCCAAUAAUAAAGUUUAGGAAUGGUUACUUACCGCUCUCUUAUACGCUUCC
Doryrhamphus excisus (bluestripe pipefish) is the source of this 2141-nucleotide messenger RNA. Lineage: Eukaryota; Metazoa; Chordata; Actinopteri; Syngnathiformes; Syngnathidae. The record is from RefSeq and is a predicted model, not a curated record.